UGCUCCAAGCAGAGAUAGUAUCCUUUUAAUUUCCUCACACAGAUAUCUCCCGUGAGAGAAAUACAGAUUAAAAGAUACUCUCAGGCUAUUGUCUUUGUAUGAUCAAGGUUUUCACAACCUUUCUAUGUUCUUAGACCCAUUAAUUAAGAUUUUAUAUCGGCACAUGGCUCAUACAAACUUUAAUUUUCUGGUUGUGCUCUUUCCCUAGUCAGUGUUUAACAAUCUUUAAUACUCUACAUACGCAGUGUGAAUCGUGGAACCUAUUCCAUAGUUUGAUGAGUUUUUGUCAGAAUAUAAUUUAUAGUCGUUUGCUCUGAUUAAAUUAAAAUAGCUCCUUUUACUCCCUAAAAUAAAUAAUAAUUAUUGUUUGCAGUUUAAACCAGUUUUUUCAAGGAUUUCAGCAUUAAGAAUGUUCCACCAAUCAGGUUUAGUGCCAAAUUGGCUGAUUAUCUCUUUGAUCACACUUCUCACAUGCAGAUAUAUUCAAACCCAAGACGCUGAUUAUGAUAACGGUGUUGACGAGAGGUGUAAGACGUUGUAUGACCCAAACAGAUCGGUAUCUUUUGAUUUCGAGUGCAAUAGAUGUUUCUGCAUGAGUUUUGGGGUCGCGGCAUGUACGCGCAAGGUAUGCAGUCGUGGAGACCGCGGGAACAAAACGGAUAAAGCCAAUAAUGGCCCAGAUCCUCGUUGCUUGAGCGGCAAAACUUAUUUCAAAUCUGGCUGCAACUCUUGCUUCUGUGUGUCCAACCCUUUGGUCGUCGCCUGCACCAAGAUGUACUGCCCUAAAGCACCGAAUUCAUCCCCCGUGCGGGCCAUUCCACCCAAGAUCGAUUGCAAAAAAGACCCCCACCCUUCGCAUUGAUACAUUAUUGUGGUACGAACCAAGUGUAAAAAAAUAAAAUGUUUUCACACAUUGAUUUUCCAUGUAAAA
Bemisia tabaci is the source of this 931-nucleotide messenger RNA. RefSeq lists its product as uncharacterized. The record is from RefSeq and is a predicted model, not a curated record. Gene Ontology annotation, molecular function: peptidase inhibitor activity. NCBI's taxonomy places the organism in Eukaryota, Metazoa, Arthropoda, Insecta, Hemiptera, Aleyrodidae.